AGAUUUGAAAAAAUUUUCAUUUUUCAUUCUUCUUCAUAUAUUACCCGGGAUAAAUUUCUAUUUUAGUUUUUUUUCCAUUUAGUUUUAUUUCAAUUCAUUCUAAAUCAAAUAUGGUUCAAUUCGAAGGUAAAUAUCAACUGGAAUCGAGCGAAAAUUUCGAUGAAUUUCUCAAAGAACUUGGAGUUGGAUUCAUUCUACGUAAUCUGGCUAAAACAACAAAACCAACUAUUGAAGUUGUCAAAGAUGGUGACUAUUGGGUUAUUAAAACUCAUACUUCAUUGAAAACAACCGAAAUUCGUUUUAAAAUUGACGAAGAAUUUGAUGAAUCACGAAUGGAUGGAAAAACUGUAAAAACUGUUGUUGUUAUGGACGGUGAUAAUACUAUGGUACAAACACAAAAAGGUGACAAAGAAGUUAAAAUUAUUCGUGAAUUCAGUGAAACUCAUUUGAAAACGACUUGCAUUGUUGGAGAAAUAACUUCGGUUCGAGUAUAUAAACGAUCUGUUUAAUGUGGAUGAUUUUCAUUGAAAACAAA
Molecule: messenger RNA, 535 nt
Organism: Dermatophagoides pteronyssinus (European house dust mite)
Lineage: Eukaryota; Metazoa; Arthropoda; Arachnida; Sarcoptiformes; Pyroglyphidae
Product: fatty acid-binding protein-like
Molecular function (GO): lipid binding
Source: RefSeq, a predicted model, not a curated record